AUGAAUGGAGCCCACAGAUUCGGCUCAAAGUGUGAUCGACCAAAAGCCACUGACAUACACUUCAAGAUGCAGGCCCCUGUGGAGCAUCGAUGGAGCCCCUACGCCGACAAUGGUGGCACUUGCUUGGGUGUGGCAGGCGAGAACUUCGUCGUGGUGGCAGCUGACACCCGUUUGAGCCAAGGGUACAGCAUUCACACCCGCAACUGCAGCAAGGUCACCCGCCUCACAGACAAGUGCGUGAUUGCCUCCUGCGGCAUGAAAUCCGAUGCCAUUACUCUGCACAAGCACUUGAAGGCACGCUUGGUCAUGUAUGAACAUCAGCACAGGCGACAGGCAUCUGUGACUGCAAUUGCGCAGAUGCUCUCAACGACAUUGUACUACAAGCGCUUCUUCCCGUACUACACAUUCAAUGUGCUCUGUGGCGUUGAUGACGAAGGCAAGGGAGCUGUGUAUCACUAUGACGCAAUUGGAAGCUUUGAGCGAGUCCCCUACACGACCAGUGGCAGCGGUAGUGCUUUGGUCAUGAGUGUCUUGGAUGCGCAGAUCGACAAGGAGAACCAAACGAUUGACACACCGGCUUUGGAUAAGGCUGGCAUUGUGGAGCUUUGCAAGGAUGUGCUUUCCUCCGUGGGAGAACGUGACAUUUACACCGGCGACUCUGGUGAAAUCUUCCUCAUUGACGCAGCCGGCAUCUCCAAGACUGAAUUCGAUCUCAAGUUGGACUGA
Cladocopium goreaui is the source of this 726-nucleotide messenger RNA. The record is from the annotation of a GenBank genome assembly. Lineage: Eukaryota; Dinophyceae; Suessiales; Symbiodiniaceae.